Lycium barbarum (goji berry) is the source of this 993-nucleotide messenger RNA. Its product is annotated as receptor kinase-like protein Xa21. Gene Ontology annotation, biological process: protein phosphorylation. Gene Ontology annotation, molecular function: protein binding; ATP binding; protein kinase activity. The coding region runs from base 1 to 993 and encodes 330 amino acids. Lineage: Eukaryota; Viridiplantae; Streptophyta; Magnoliopsida; Solanales; Solanaceae. The record is from RefSeq and is a predicted model, not a curated record. The transcript has 2 exons.
AUGGUGGGAUUGGAAUUCUUGGAUUGUUCUUACAACAAUCUUACUAGUGAAAUCCCAAAGUCACUUGAAGCACUCUUACAUCUCAAGUACUUUGACAUCUCUUUUAACAAAUUAACGGGAGAAAUUCCUAGUGGUGGUUCUUUUGCAAACUUCACCGGUCAAUCUUUCAUGUCUAACGAUGCACUCUGUGGUGCUCCUCGCUUUAAUGUGUCGCCAUGUUUCCUCAAAUUCACUAAGAAGUCAAGAAGAAAGAAAACACUUGUAGGACUAUAUAUCGUAUUAGGUAUUGGAUCAACGUUUCUUGCAUUGGUCCUCAGAUAUGUGUUGUUAAGAUGGAGAAAGAAAAAGAAGAAUCCAGGUCAAACCGAAGUAACUUUGGUGAAAAGACAUGAAAGAAUAUCUUAUCAUGAACUUCAACAAGCAACAGGCGGAUUCAGUGGGAGCAACUUGCUUGGUACUGGGAGUUUCAGCAUGGUGUACAAAGGGAUACUUAAAUACGGGACUCUUUUGGCAGCAAAGGUAUUCAAUGUGCGAUUGGAGGGAGCGUUCAAGAGCUUUGAAACAGAAUGUGAGAUACUACGCAACCUUCGCCAUCGAAAUCUCACAAGAGUGAUCACUAGUUGUUCCAACCAAGACUUUAAAUCCUUAGUAUUGGAAUACAUGCCCAAUGGAACACUUGAUAAGUGGAUACACUCUCAUGACUUGUUCUUAAACAUCUUGCAGAGGCUAGAUAUUAUGAUAGAUGUGGCAUCAGCAUUAGAUUAUCUCCACAACGGGUAUCCAACACCUGUGGUGCAUUGUGACUUGAAGCCAAGCAAUGUCUUGCUAGAUCGAGGCAUGAUUGCCCAUCUGAGUGAUUUUGGCAUUGCAAAAUUGCUAGCUGAUGGGGAGACUUUUGUCCAAACAAGGACUAUUGCAACCAUUGGAUACAUUGCUCCAGAUAUUAUGUUAGCAGUGCAAACUUUUAUACUGCAUACCAAACAUUUGUAUUAG